AUGUCAGUGAAAUUAAGACAUUUUCGUUCGAGGUCAACGUCAGACAUUUUAGACGAGGAAAGAUCGCAGAAGAAUUCUGUCUCCCUUGAGAAUAAAUAUAAAACAUACAGUUUCGUGGACUGCAAAAAGGACAAUUGUGAACAAAGAAAGGAACACCUAACGCGAAAAUCUCAGAACUUCGUGAAGAAAUUGAUCGCGUCUUUGGAAGGGACAAACGAAGUUUGCAAAGCAGACGAUGAGUUUUUAACAACAUAUUACAGGAGAAACGAUGAAUUCUAUCUAAAUUCAGACUAUUCAUGUGUUACAAAGUCUAAAGCUUCUGAUGAAAUAGAAAAAACUGGGACAAGAAGUACAAUUUUAGAUGUGACGAUGGAUAAAUUAUCCUUACAGGAUUUUAAGCAGGAACAAAACACUAAAUCAAAAUUUGUUAAAAAUGCGUCUAUUUACGUUAACGGGAACAAAAAUAUUUUGCUUCAAAAGUGUAGUAAUAUUAGAGACAUAAAAUACACGGAAUCUUGUAAAUGUGAAAAAGAAAAUGGCUCCAAAAUCAAUGAACAACAAAAAUUUGUUGAUACCGAGUCGAUACAAAUGAAACGUGAGGGUUUAUUGUUAGGAAUAAAUGGAAAUAACGAACAACAAAGAUUCCUCGACUUUUGUUCAUCGUUUAAUUCUAGUAUACUUCAAGUUGAUUCACAAAAUCGUUCGGACGCACAAGAUUCCUGUAUUUCAAAACAAAAGAAAAAUACUAAAAGGAACAUGUUAGAAAGAAUAUUUUUUGUGAAUAAGGAGGACAAAUGUUCAGUAAAGAAAUUACAUGGUGAUAUACAUACAAAAAAACUGAAUAGAAACAAAACUUUCAAAGAUUUCAUUACAUCUAUGAUAAAGAGGAAAAAAUCGGGAAAUGAGGAAAAAUCACAAUUCUUCAUGUCCAAUGGACGAGUACUUGAAAAUUUGACAAUGUUUGACUCGAAAAGUAGCAGAAAAUUACCCACAGUUCCUUAUUUUCAAGACGUUGUCUUUCAAGAGGACAAGAAAGGAGAUUUAAAAUAG
Ceratina calcarata is the source of this 1050-nucleotide messenger RNA. RefSeq lists its product as uncharacterized. The coding region runs from base 1 to 1050 and encodes 349 amino acids. The record is from RefSeq and is a predicted model, not a curated record. The transcript has a single exon. NCBI's taxonomy places the organism in Eukaryota, Metazoa, Arthropoda, Insecta, Hymenoptera, Apidae.